ACAAGGUCCAGUGGUCCUGAGGGCGAAAUGGAAUUUUCUUUGGAAAAUCCAGCCGUUAGGGCGAUGGAUUCUGUGGAAGUCAUGGGACUUGGAAGACUAAUGGAGGAGAAACGAUGUAUUGGGUCGAAUGAUGGAGCGAAAGAUAACGAGGGAAUCGAGGUCAGACAGAGCUGGAAUGCGGCAUUGAGGGCGGCUUCGCGGCGCGACGUAGCAGACUCGGUGCGUAAGACGCCUUGCGGCCAUUUCUUUCACACUGGCUGUUUACGGCGCUGGCUUGCUGUGAAGGCUGCUUGUCCACUCUGUAUGCAGCCGAUAGAUGUUAUGGCAGGUGUGCAUUCUUAA
Molecule: messenger RNA, 342 nt
Organism: Protopolystoma xenopodis
Lineage: Eukaryota; Metazoa; Platyhelminthes; Monogenea; Polystomatidea; Polystomatidae
Source: the annotation of a GenBank genome assembly